Molecule: messenger RNA, 1313 nt
Organism: Notothenia coriiceps (black rockcod)
Lineage: Eukaryota; Metazoa; Chordata; Actinopteri; Perciformes; Nototheniidae
Product: ATP-binding cassette sub-family G member 8-like
Exons: 3
Coding region: 124-540 (138 amino acids)
Source: RefSeq, a predicted model, not a curated record
GAGCCGUGCCGAGAGCACUUGUGUGUUCACGCUUUUGUGUACGGCCUGCCCAUUUAUUGGCUGAGCCGGGCUGAACACGGAGGCCGGAGCGCCUUCCUGCCUCAACUCCUUGCGGGCUGGCUGAUGGUGUACUGCAAGCGGCGGCCCCAUGGCUCUGGUUCGUGGCCGCCGCGCUGCCCACCCUGCAGACCUUCCUCCUCGCGGGGGAACCUCCUUCUCACCAUCUGCUACCUGGACCGGAGGCUUCGUCAUCAGAUGGAGAACAUGUGGCGGGUGGCCUCGUGGGUCUCCCACACCUCCUUCAUGCGUUGGGGGUUCGACGGGCUGCUGCAGGUUCAGUUCAGAGGCAACAUGUACCCCGUCUCCAUCAGGAACUUCACCUUCAAUGUGGACGGCAUACACGUGGUGGAGGCCAUGCACAUGAACCAGUACCCUCUGUACGCCUGCUACCUGGUGCUGCUGGCCGUCUGCCUGGUCUUCAUGGCGCUCUACUACGUGUCCCUGAAGUUCAUCAAACAGAAGUCCAGUCAGGACUGGUGAACACAUCAGGACCAGACGCUGUUUCAAAUCAAAUGUGACUUUAGGAAGUGUUUUGUUCUGCAGGAAAGUCAUUUAGGUUCUUGUUCGACUGGUUCGACAUUUUAUCAGACAUUUGCUUAAUUUAAGGGUAAAUAUAUGAGUAUGUUUUGAAUUUGAAUUCCCCUUUUCACAAUAAUCUCAACAUCAGAAACUCCUGCACUUGUUUUAAUAUCAAAAACACAUGAAAUGACUUCCCUGACACCUCAGUAAUCCUUAAAGUCACCCUUCUUAGUGUAUUAAAAAAAUCCUAAAAGUGAAGCUAUUUCUCAAAUGUGUGAAUAGUCAAAACAAUUAACACAUUUUCAAAGUUUAAGUAAUGAUCGGUUGUGCUAGAUUUCUUCUCGCUGCAGUACUGCUGUCUGCUGCUGGGUGGCAGCAGAGCAUUGCACUAACAGUUUAAAAGAUGAAGUGAUUUUCUUUCCCUCCCUCUCUUCUCCAUCGUGGCCGAUGAUUAGAGCGCCACUUUGGCAGAUAUCCAUCUGCAGCUUUUGCUUGUUCCAUUUUCAAUCUUCUUUUUUCCUACAGCUUUAUCUUUUUUUGUAUAUGUAAGGUUAUUAAGCUUAACAAUGUGUGUGCCAGUAUAGUGCGCACAGAAAAAAAAGCCGUAGAGAUUUAGUAAGUCACACUCAGAAAUAAAAGAGCUUGUACUUGUGUCCUCAAAGAUUGAAGAUUAUGUAAGCAGUGUUUUUGCACUGGUGCGAAAGCCUGAUAAAUAUGUGACUGACGGGGUCCAA